This is a messenger RNA of Topomyia yanbarensis, 2074 nucleotides long. It is a transcript of the gene IFT54, whose product is annotated as TRAF3-interacting protein 1. The transcript is spliced from 5 exons. The coding region runs from base 173 to 2074 and encodes 633 amino acids. Gene Ontology annotation, cellular component: axoneme; intraciliary transport particle B; ciliary basal body. NCBI's taxonomy places the organism in Eukaryota, Metazoa, Arthropoda, Insecta, Diptera, Culicidae. Gene Ontology annotation, molecular function: microtubule binding. The record is from RefSeq and is a predicted model, not a curated record. Gene Ontology annotation, biological process: cilium assembly; intraciliary transport; regulation of microtubule cytoskeleton organization.
UCGACAGGUGAAAAUUAGAAACGGCUACUACGACGUGAAAGAGAUCUUGUUUUACGUAAAUCGACUUAAAACCUUGUAUUUUCCAGUGGACAAAUAGUUCGAUAAUUUAUGGCGAAGAAGAUGUAAAGAAGUAAUAAUAUGCUAAAAAGUGUCAAAGAAAUUAAGGGAAAAAAUGUCAGAGCCCGAUUCGGUUAUCAUCAAAAAGACUCAGAACUCACUGGGAAAAUAUGUAAAAAAGCCGGCCCUCACGGAUAAAUUACUAAAGAAGCCUCCAUUCCGUUUCCUACAUGAUGUGAUCAAUGUGGUCAUCAAGGAAACGAACUUUCUAAAGGAUCUUUACACGCCUGAGGAACUGAAUUCUGACAACGUUAAGGAUAGGGAGGCUAAAGUAGCCUACCUUCAGAAGUUGAUCGAUGUCACCAAAGCAGUAACGGGUAAGGAGCUAAAAGUUCGACCUUCCAAGGUUAUCGCAGGUCUCGAACCGGAAAGGACAAACGAAUUACUGCAGGCGAUAGGAUUUGCGUUGGACAAAAAGUUAGACAGCACCAGCGUGGUACAAAGUUAUCUCAACGGAAGCGCCAAUGGAGUCGAUUCGCAAGAUACACCAGCGAAUGUCAACGUCGCAAGGGAUAGUCAAAAAGACGAUAGAAAAAGUAAAGAUAAAUCCAAAGAAAAAGAUAAAGGGAAAGACAAGGGAAAACCUAGGGACAAAACUAAAGUUUCUUCUGAUGUGAAGAAGGAUGAACCAACAGAAAAGAAGGAGAAAACAGAGAAAAUCACCAAAAAUAAAGAAAAAGAGAAAGUUGGAAACAAAGUCGAAAAACAAAGAACUCCAAAGGAAGAUACGAAAAAGUUAGAAAAAUCCAGAUCGAAGGAUAAAGAAAGGAGCCUCAAGAGGUCAGAAUCAAUCAAGGAGGAGCCUCCGCUAACAACCACAAAAUCUCAGCUAAACAAAACCGAAGAAUCCAGUAUAGAUAAUGACAGCAAAGAUUCUCUCAAGGAAAAUCAAGCAGUUGCUGAAGUGAGUGGGAAAAAACUGACGGCAGCUGUCGAAGACGAAUUGGUAGCCGUGAUCGAUGAAGAAGCCGAGCUUCGUCGUAUCGAACGAAGUUCCAGCCGAAGAUCAUCGUUGAAGAAGCAAGGGGGACUCACCCCAAGUGAAAACAAUGUACUAGGAGAUCUUAACCAAUUCAAUGGAUUGGACGUUCAGGAUCUGAACCGUCAAAUCAAUGGUGUCAUGGGAGACAUUCUUUCGCGGCAUGAUUCUGAUCCGAUUGAACCCAUCGCAAGUGAACGGAUAUCUGCAAAGGUACCGGUGAACCGACAGCAAUCUGUUGAUAGUGUUAUGCGCCCAAGAACUAGUUUGAGGCCACCGAGCGUACGCCCGCCCUCGGCAAGACCGGGAGCACCACGGCGGAAGGAGCGAAAUGUGGAAAUAGUCCUGCAGCCUAACGAGACUACUAAGCUAGGGGAAAUCAAUGUAAAGAUGGAAGUGUUCAACAAUGAGCUGCUUGAUGAUGAUGGUGAAAAUUUGAUCGUGAUUGAAGACCCAACUCAAAUCGGAGCGGUUUAUGGUGAGUCUGGAACGGAUGUGGAAAGGGACAGCAAGGAUGAACAGGACCAGGGACAUCUGGUUCAGCAGAUUCUAGAAACUCAGAAGGAAUUUUCGAGUAUCACCGGUGGAGAAGUGAAGGCGGAUGUGGCGAAGAAAACGGAUCUGGAGUGGACCAGUAGCCAGAGGCAAUCAUCGUCGAAGCAGAUGGAAACCAUGCGGGAUUCGAUCCAAAAACUGACUCGUUCGGUGAACCCGUUGGGGAAAUUGAUGGACUUCCUUCAGGAAGACAUCGACUCGAUGGAGCGGGAGCUUAGCAAUUGGCAGCAGAUCUACUCGCAAUCAGCAGUCGAGUUGAAUAAGGAACGAAGUGCGAAUGAGAAUGCAAUCGAACCGUUGAAACACCAACUUGCCCAAAUUGAGGGCAAUAUCAAAGAGUACCGGGAAAUGAUCGACAUAACAAGGAGCAACAUACUGCAAAAUGAGACAAAAAUCGAGCGGCUGUACAUGACAGAGAUUUGA